AUGCUUUCCGCCGCCGCUUUCGUCCUGUGUCUCAGCUUAGCAGCUGCAGUUCCCCACCGAUUUGCCAGACAGGCAGACUGUCCAGAUGCCUUCCAGAAUGUUCCCAACCCCUGCAAAUCCAACCCAGACCAAUCUAUCUAUUUCCCUCACCCAACCGACAACACCAAGUUUAUCCAGUGCGAUCUCUUCGGAAGGAUGUUCAUCGUUCAGUGUCCGGCUGGAGAGACCUACGUGUCAUCCAGCACUUCCUGUAUUGACCUUUCAAAGCCUGUUGUGACAGCUGCCCCACAAACGUCUGCACCAGUGGUAGUCAAUCCCGCCACUUCAGGCCCAGCCACCGUAGGAUCUAACCCCUGCAGCCAGACCAAUAUCCAAGCAGGCAAUAUUUACUUCUCUGUUGCCGACGAUAUCACUAAAUUCAUUGAAUGCGAUAUGCUUGGUCAUCCUAACAUCCUGGACUGCCCAGCUGGACUUGUGUGGCAAGAGUCUCGUCUUUCGUGUGUUUUCCAGAUAGGAACCGUUCUUCCCGGAGCAGGCAGCGCUGGAACAGGAAGUGGUAACACCGGAAGCGGCACCGGAACUGGAAGUGGAAAUACUGGAACGGGAAGCGGAGACAACCUGAAGAACCCAUGCACAGUGGAGUCCCUUUCUGCAGGACAACUUUUCUUCGAAUAUGCCGCUGAUUCCAACAAGUUCCUGCAGUGUGAUCUUUGGGGAGAUGUGUACGUAAAUACCUGCCCAACCGGCCUCAAAUGGAACGACUCAGCCAAGACCUGUGCCUCCGGUUUCAUCAACCUUGUGCCAAGUGGCAACUAG
Messenger RNA from Ylistrum balloti, 816 nucleotides. RefSeq lists its product as uncharacterized. Gene Ontology annotation, molecular function: chitin binding. The record is from RefSeq and is a predicted model, not a curated record. Lineage: Eukaryota; Metazoa; Mollusca; Bivalvia; Pectinida; Pectinidae. The transcript is spliced from 3 exons. The coding region runs from base 1 to 816 and encodes 271 amino acids. Gene Ontology annotation, cellular component: extracellular region.